Molecule: messenger RNA, 3445 nt
Organism: Aphanomyces invadans
Lineage: Eukaryota; Oomycota; Saprolegniomycetes; Saprolegniales; Verrucalvaceae
Exons: 9
Coding region: 79-3336 (1085 amino acids)
Biological process (GO): potassium ion transport; transmembrane transport
Cellular component (GO): membrane
Molecular function (GO): monoatomic ion channel activity
Source: RefSeq, a predicted model, not a curated record
GCCGAAAGGUCACUUGUAUCCGGUGGGUUAUCCGAAUCGGUGUCGUUUCAACAGUGUGCGAACGGCGGAAUCGCAGUGAUGGCCGUUCCGGCACGCGUGCGAGGCAUGUGCCGUCAUGUGGGAGCUGUCGUGAAGACGAACUUAAAGAAACUCGUCAAGGCACGUAUGCGAGGAGAAACGUUCCGCAAAUGGAUCGGUCGAAACAUUGACAACUCGGUGCUUGCAUCCAGCAUCGACAUCUUUCAAGUGAUGCUUGGGUUGCUGGUCACGGUUGUGUACUUUACACAGAACUGGCAGGAGUUCAGUCCCAACUUGGAAUCGUCCGAGCUCCUCAUGUUGCAGUGGGUGAUCGGUGUAUUCUUCUCGCUAGAUUACGUGAUGCGCAUGUACGCGGCAGACAGCCGGCGAAUGUUCUUUUUGAGCCCACUUGCGCUUGUGGAUUUUGUCACGAUUUUGCCGCAAUGGCUGGAGGUGCUAUUCGAGGCAAACGAAGAGUUCAGGUCGAAGGCCAGUGCCAUGAAGACCCUCCGUGCGUUGCGAUUCCUUCGAGCAUAUCGGUUGCUCGUAUUUUCCAAGUCCGCGAAAGGGCGACAAGGCGGGGUGCUCUUUUUGACCGUUAUGUCGAUCAUCAUUUGUUCGGCCGGGGUCAUCCAGGCAGUCGAGUCGUGUUCUCCUGGGGACAUUGAGGGCAAAACCUGCCAGACUCUCGAGAUCUAUAACGCGUGUUAUUUUGUCGUGAUCACCAUUGCUACGCUCGGCUAUGGUGACAUUGCACCCAAGUCGCGCAAUGGCAAAGUCUGCGUGAUUUUCCUCAUCUUUUCGACGGGCAUUCUCCUUCCGUUGCAAAUUAGUCGCUACAGCGACAUCCUCAGCCGCGAGACUGAAUACGACAAGUCGUUCACGGCCAAGAAGGAGAAGAAUCCGCACAUCCUCAUCUGCGGCGAAGUCAAUUCCAGUCCUUUGGAUUUUUUUCUGCGCCAGUUUCUACAUCCCAACAACAUGAACUGGAAAGACAAAGUUGUGAUUCUCUGCCCUGGUCUACCCUCCCACAACCUCAAGCGUAUUCUCCUCAACAGUGCGUAUGAACAGCGAGUUGUGUACCUACAAGGCAGCGCCAUGUUGGAUUCGGACCUUAAGCGCGCUGGAGCCGCCAACGCCCGCCUCUGCUUUGUGAUGCUCAAUAAACUGUCCGCGGAUGGAGAUCGAAGCGAUACAGCGUCGAAUUUACUCACUAUAUCCCUUCGCCACCACACCAAGCGCGUGCCUCUAUUUGUGCAAGUACUGAAGACAGACAACAUCCGACACGUCCAUCUAUCUGGAGCAAGCAAUAUUGUGUGCGUCGACCAGCUCAAAAUGGGGAUGCUGGCAAAGUCGUGCGUGAUUCCGGGACUGUGCGCGCUCGUGUGCAACAUUCUCUUUACAUUUCGACCAUUCUACAAAAAAUCGACUUUAUGGACUUCCGAGUUUUUGCACGGAUGUGCCCACGACAUUUACGAAGCUCGCAUCCCCUCCUUCCUCCAUGACCUCAUCAACGUCUCAACGCUGACGUUCAUCAUGUAUUGUGAAUACGACAUCCUUCUCCUUGGCGUGACUGACAAUUUGGACGAAUUUCGAUUGUUUCCGUCGAAACUGCGGCUGAAAAAGUCCCACACGAUUAUCAUCUUGUCCAAAACUCCCGAUUGUUCAAGGUGGCUUGAAGGCUUGACGCUGACAACAUUGCUAAAGUACCAGCACAUGAUUCCAGACUUCGUCGCCAUCGCGGACGCUUGGCUAGGUGGCUCUCUUAGUGCCCGCCUGCGAACAACGGGCGAGAAUAUGCGAAAGUCGAUGAGUUUAUCCCGAAGUCAUACGAUGCGAACGUUGAAAUCAGCCUUGACAAUCAAAGGGGAAAGUGGCAACCAACGCACUGACCGCAGUGUCAAUUCCCAAGUCCAUCCGUGCAAUCCACCUGACGGUGAUGGCGGAAAUGUCGACGACGAUGACGAUGAUGAUGAUGACGAAAUCGUUGCGGCGUACAACCCCAGCCUCUCGGGGGACCAUCAAGAUUUGGCAAUUGUUGUAUCCGUGCCGGCGACAGAUCCACCAAUCGGAAUCCCAGUAUCAUCUACCCCACAAUCCGACACCAACCAUGCCACGGAAUCUCACAUGAGCGGUGUCACUACCCACGCCAUGCCAAAACAGCUUGCCCCAUUGCAAAUUCAACGACCUCACAUCAACCUCGAUCCUAUAUCGCCCAGUGCAGGAAUCCGGUCACCAGAAGGUAGUAUUUUGCCACAAUCAACUCCCUGUGCGCCGCCCUGCGCAACUGAUGCAUCAGCCCCAAAAAACGCCCGCAAAUCGACGAUGACGUACUUGGCGUUUGCAAAUUUGCACGUGCCACCAGACCUUUCCAACCACAUAAUAUUGUGCGGGAUGCCCAAUAUGCUGCAUGAUUUCGUCGCACCAUUGCGACCGAAUUUUCAUCGGACCAAUCACUCCACGAACAGCGUCACUGAAGUCGACGAACUUGGCAAGGAGACUGUCCCUGUUGUGCCAAUCGUCGUCAUAUCACAGGUCCCCAUGACAGAAAAACAAUACGCCAGCAUCUCAAUGUUUCAUCAAGUUUACUACGUCAAUGGCUCUCCUCUGCACGAAUCGGUGCUGCGGGAGGCGUGUGUCUUCAAUUCCAAGAGCAUUGUGAUCAUCAGCGCUUGCAUCCAAGGUGAUAACGAAAUCGACCAAAGAAGCCUUCCCUCCGACUUUAUCGAUCAAAAUUUGAUCGAUACGGACGCCAUUACGCUGCAUCGAUUCAUUACAGAAGCUUGUGAAAGCAACUGUCCAAUGGAUGCCCCGCUCCCAACCGUCAUAAUCGAACUAAGUCGACCGAGUAGUCUCAGAUUUCUCAAGGACGAUCACAAUAAAUCCGCCCAAGACGCUGAGAUGGCUGUACACGUCAAAGCCAUGACCAAACAGGUGUUAUCAAGAGCAGAUGAUCCAUUAGAUAACAUUUGCCACCCGCUUUACGCCGCUGGCAAAGUGUGCGUCGCCAAUUUCUUGGACGCAUUGUUGGGAAGCUGCAAUUCAUACGGGACGAUGGUCGAUUUAUUUCAUUUGCUGAUUUUGGGGGAGCCAGCGUUUGAAUCGACGUCGAACACAAGAGUGAUCGAUCAGAUUCCAGUGCCAAGGGAAUCAUGGGGAACCGCGUACGGUCAAUUGGUUCAGAACAUGUUAAUGCACCAGGACGCGUUGGUGAUAGGAUUGUAUCGAUCACGAGGUGGAGGGUUGUACUUUGUGUUUUUGAACCCUUCGGAGGACGUGGUGGUGACCCCUCAAGACAAGUUGUUUAUCAUACGUUAACAACACAAAAAUCGGUUUUGCCCAACACGACAACGAAGUCCCCCUUCGGGUGCCACCGCAGCCCCAGAAUUUUGACUAGGACAUUGAGAAUGAAAACAUACCUUGCGCA